Molecule: messenger RNA, 1243 nt
Organism: Setaria italica (foxtail millet)
Lineage: Eukaryota; Viridiplantae; Streptophyta; Magnoliopsida; Poales; Poaceae
Product: sphinganine C4-monooxygenase 1-like
Exons: 2
Coding region: 199-999 (266 amino acids)
Biological process (GO): lipid biosynthetic process
Molecular function (GO): iron ion binding; oxidoreductase activity
Source: RefSeq, a predicted model, not a curated record
UUAGCCCAUAUAUACCUCGGCACCUCCCUUGGCUUGCAACCGUGAAGAGAAUGGCAGUAACAGCUCGAUCGAGCCCAAGGCCGUCAAAAUUAAGCUAGCUAGCUACCUCAGAGGUUCAUCACUCUCUGUAUUGUUGGCCACCAGCCCGCCACCACUCCAGCAGCUAGCACCUCUCCUCUCGAUAUAUAGCUAGCGGCGAUGGGGUUCAUGAGCGGCGAGGAGCUGGUGCUGACGCUGGCGCCGGUGGUCGUGUACUGGGUGUACGCCGGCGUCUACGAGGCGCUGCUGGAGCACACCACGGUGCUGGACAGGUACCGGCUGCACUCGCGGCGGGACGAGGAGACUAAGAACAUCGCCUCCAGGAAGGACGUCGUCAGGGGCGUGCUCCUGCAGCAGGCCAUACAGGCCGCCAUCUCAGUCGCCGUGCUCAAGCUGGAGGCGCACGGUGCCGCCGGCGGCCGCGCGGCGUCGUCGCAGCCGGAGCCGUUCCUGGUGGUGGCGGCGCGGUUCGGCGUGGCGAUGCUGGUGCUGGACGCGUGGCAGUACUUCAUGCACCGGCUGAUGCACUCGGUCCCCUUCAUGUACCGGCGGUUCCACUCGUGGCACCACCGCGUGGCGGCGCCGUACGCGUACGCGGCGCAGUACGGCCACCCCGUGGACGGCGUGCUCACGGAGACGCUGUCGGGCGCCGCGGCCUACCUGGCCUCGGGCAUGUCACCGCGCGCCGCCGCGGCCUUCUUCGCCUUCGCCACCGCCAAGGGCGUGGACGACCACUGCGGCGUCGCGGCGCCCUGGAACCCGCUCCACGCCGCGUUCCGGAACAACACGGCCUACCACGAAGUCCACCACCAGCGCGGCGGCGGGCGGCGCAACUUCUCCCAGCCCUUCUUCGUGGUCUGGGACCGCCUGCUCGGCACGUACGCGCCGUACGCCCUGUGCCAGAGCCGCGGCGGCGGGCUCGAGGUCAGGGCCUUCAAGGACCAGACGACGACGCGCUAGCAUCUUGUUGCAGCCUUGCAGGCUGGCGCCACACCAGGCCAGAAGGGCUGGGCGGCUGGCCUCGUUUGCCGUUUCGUUUUGGCUUGUAGCAGCUGUGUCUAGUGUGGCUGUCCUGUCCAUGUCCACCGUGCCUUGUGUAGCUGUUUGUAUGUAUAGGUAUCUCGUACAGAAUCAAUAAUGUAACAACCGUAACAGCCGGAUCCAUCAACUUAUUCUGUCGUUCUGAUGUUAACUUCAGGACUGU